CUCUGAACCCCGGCCCCGCCCAGGUCCUCUAGGGUGUAGGCUCCUUGCUGAGUUCUGCUCCCUCUGCUUCCGAACCCGCUCGGGCGCCGGGGCCCGCAUCCAAGGUGCUGGGCCCCGGACGUAGUGCCGCUGAGGUCCGGAGCCCCGGGAACCGGGCGGGGACGUUGUCAGGCUGGAGCUGCUCGGGCCUUCUGACUCAGCCGCUCAUCCAGAUUUCAGGAUUUCUCUUCUGGGCGGGGAGCGCGUAACUUCCUCAUUCCCGCCGGGACCCUCGCUUCCAGUCAGUCUGGCCUGACUUUGAGCCCUGCUGUCACCAGGGCUCCUCCCUUGGACUUAACCUCGCCCCAGUUCGAGGCCAUCCCAUCUUGGCUAGGAUGACUGUAACCCAGACGGACCUCUUUCCCUAUGGGGACUACCUGAACUCCAGCCAGUUGCACAUGGAGCCAGAUGAGGUUGACACUCUGAAGGAAGGAGAGGAUCCAGCUGAUCGAAUGCAUCCCUUUCUGGCCAUCUAUGACCUUCAGCCUCUGAGAGCACACCCCUUGGUGUUUGCUCCUGGGGUCCCUGUUAUAGCCCAGGUGGUAGGCACCGAAAGAUACACCAGCGGAUCCAAGGUGGGAACCUGUACUCUUUAUUCUGUUCGAUUGACCCAUGGCGACUUUACCUGGACAACCAAGAAGAAAUUCCGACACUUUCAGGAGCUGCAUCGGGACCUCCAGAGACACAAAGUCUUGAUGAGUCUGCUCCCUCUGGCUCGCUUUGCUGCGGCCCAUUCUCCAGCCCGAGAGGCAGCCAAUGAGAAUAUUCCCUCCCUACCCCGAGGAGGUUCCGAGGGCUCUGCCAGACACACAGCCAGCAAGCAGAAGUACCUGGAAAAUUACCUCAACCGCCUCCUGACCAUGUCUUUCUAUCGAAAUUACCAUGCCAUGACAGAAUUUCUGGAAGUCAGUCAACUUUCCUUUAUCCCAGACCUUGGCUCCAAAGGACUGGAAGGGGUGAUCCGGAAGCGCUCAGGUGGGCAUCGAGUUCCUGGCUUCACCUGCUGUGGUCGAGACCAAGUUUGUUAUCGAUGGUCCAAGAGGUGGCUGGUGGUGAAGGACUCCUUCCUGCUGUACAUGCGUCCAGAGACUGGCGCCAUCUCAUUUGUUCAACUUUUUGACCCUGGCUUUGAGGUCCAGGUGGGGAAAAGGAGCACAGAGGCACGGUAUGGGGUGAGGAUCGACACCUCCCACAGGUCCCUGAUCCUCAAAUGCAGCAGCUACCGGCAGGCACGGUGGUGGGGCCAGGAGAUCACGGAGCUGGCACAGGGUCCGGGCAGAGAUUUUCUACAGCUACACCAGCAUGACAGCUAUGCCCCACCCCGGCCUGGCACCCUGGCCCGGUGGUUUGUGAAUGGGGCAGGUUACUUUGCUGCUGUGGCAGAUGCCAUCCUCCGAGCUCGAGAGGAGAUUUUCAUCACAGACUGGUGGCUGAGUCCUGAGAUUUACCUGAAGCGUCCAGCCCACUCAGAUGACUGGAGACUGGACAUUAUGCUCAAGAGGAAGGCGGAAGAAGGUGUCCGUGUUUCCAUACUGCUGUUUAAGGAAGUGGAACUGGCCUUGGGCAUCAACAGUGGCUAUAGCAAGAGGACACUGAUGCUACUGCACCCCAACAUAAAGGUGAUGCGACACCCAGACCUUGUAACAUUGUGGGCUCAUCAUGAGAAGCUCCUGGUGGUAGACCAAGCGGUGGCAUUCUUGGGUGGGCUGGACCUUGCCUAUGGCCGCUGGGAUGAUGUGCAGUACCGACUGACUGACCUGGGGGACCCCUCCGAAUCUGCAGAUUCACAGACUCCCACGCCAGGUUCAGAUCCUGCAGCCACUCCAGACCUCUCGCAUAAUCACUUCUUCUGGCUGGGAAAAGACUACAGCAACCUCAUUACCAAGGACUGGGUACAGCUGGACCGGCCUUUUGAAGAGGAAGUCAGGACAGGAACUCAACCAGAGCAGGAACCUGGAGGGCUGCUGCUUCCUGGCUCAUUCCCUGUGGAUAGCUCGGUCUCCUUUCUUCCAGAACCCAGGACCACCACCCCAGAUUUCAUCGACAGGGAGACCACACCCAGAAUGCCAUGGAGGGAUGUUGGAGUGGUUGUACAUGGAGUAGCUGCCCGGGACCUUGCCCGGCACUUCAUCCAGCGCUGGAACUUCACCAAGACCAUCAAGGCCAGAUACAAGAUACCUCAGUACCCCUACCUGCUGCCUAAGUCCGCCAGCACUGCAAACCAUCUUCCCUUCAUAAUCCCAGGCGCGCAGUGCGCCACUGUGCAGGUCUUGCGGUCUGUGGAUCGAUGGUCAGCAGGGACUUUGGAGAGCUCCAUCCUCAAUGCCUACCUACAUACCAUCCGAGAGAGCCAGCACUUUCUCUACAUUGAGAAUCAGUUCUUCAUCAGCUGCUCAGAUGGGCGUACAGUUCUGAACAAGGUGGGCGAUGAGAUUGUGGACAGGAUCCUAAAGGCUCAUGAACAGGGGCAGUGUUUCCGAGUCUACGUGCUUCUGCCUUUGCUCCCUGGCUUUGAGGGGGACAUCUCCACAGGGGGUGGCAACUCCAUCCAGGCCAUUCUGCACUUCACCUACAGGACCCUGUGUCGUGGGGAAUAUUCAAUCUUACAUCGUCUCAAAGCAGCCAUGGGGACAGCAUGGCGGGAUUACAUGUCCAUCUGUGGGCUUCGCACACAUGGAGAGCUGGGCGGGCACCCGAUCUCCGAGCUCAUCUAUAUCCACAGCAAGUUGCUCAUUGCAGAUGACAGAACAGUCAUCAUCGGCUCUGCAAACAUCAACGACAGGAGCUUGCUGGGGAAGCGCGACAGUGAGCUAGCCAUACUGAUCGAGGACACAGAAAUGGAGCCAUCCCUCAUGGAUGGGGUGGAGUACCAGGCAGGCAGAUUUGCCUUGAGUCUGCGGAAGCACUGUUUCAGUGUCAUUCUUGGGGCAAAUACCUGGCCAGACCUGGAUCUCCGAGACCCUGUCUGUGAUGACUUCUUCCAGCUGUGGCAGGAAACAGCGGAGAACAAUGCCACCAUCUAUGAGCAGAUCUUCCGCUGCCUGCCGUCCAAUGCUACUCGUUCCCUGCGGGCUCUCCGGGAGUACGUGGCUGUGGAGUCCUUGGCUACAGUCAGCCCUUCUUUGGCUCAGUCUGAGCUUGCCCACAUCCGGGGCCACUUAGUUCACUUCCCCCUCAAGUUUCUGGAGGAUGAGUCCUUGUUGCCUCCACUGGGGAGCAAAGAGGGGAUGAUACCUUUAGAAGUGUGGACAUAGCUGGGGCUUCCGCUCAGCGGCAGUUGCUAGCCGUUGGGCCCUAUCGUGCCUGGAUCCUUGCCCCACACCCUGAGUUCUGAGGGCAGUGCCCUUUGAUCCUUGGGGAGGACAUCUCUGAGGACUCCUAGAGAAUCACAGAGGACCUUUACUUGAGAAGUAGCCAAAGGGAGCACUCCCAAGCCUGGCCUGGGAAAGCAGGAGAGAGUUCUAGAGAGGUUUGCCUUCUUGUCACCAUGUUCAGACCACUAUGCCACAGAACCCUAGUCCUACGAGGAGGCCUGAGGUCAAGCCUUUUAUUCCAGGAAAAGGGACUCCUGCCCUGGGUCGUCUUCAUCUCACUCUUCCUCCUGCCCUUGAACCCCUACAUGCCCUAGGGCCUCUCCCAGCCCGUUGCUGCAAAGAUGGGGGGGGGGGAGUAUAGAGCCACUUUGACUGCAGUCCCCACCAGCGGUGGUGAGGACACCUUAACUGCCUCCACCAGCCUGCUGACAGACACUAACUCUGUACCGGUUCACCAAGCAUUUCAUAAAUAAAUGUGUAGAAAAGGCCAUGCUUCUUCUUGGAGAUGGAUGUUGUCUUAGGUGCUCCCUGCCUCAGUUCUAACUUCUUUCUUCUGCUUGCAUCUCUGUGCUUGCUUGCCCCCCCUUUCUCCCUCCCUCCCUUUCCUUCUUCCUUUUCCUUCCUUCCUCCCUCCCUUUCCUUCUUCCCCUUCCUUCCUUCCUUCCUUCCUUCCUUCCUUCCUUCCUUCCUUCCUUCCAGGGGGUGGGGUGGGGUUGAUUUCCAAAUAGAGUUUCUCUGUGUAGCCCUAGCUGUCCUGGAACUCUGUUAACAAGGCUGCCCUCGAACUCGGAGAGAUCCACCUGCCUCUGCCUCCUAAGUGCUUGGACAUAGGCUUGGGCCACAGCUCCAUCUCUGUGCUUCUCAGCAGCUUCUGAGUUCAUUCACCUAACUCCUGAAGAUCUGGGCUAAUUCUGUGUGUGUGUGUGUGUGUGUGUGUGUGUGUGUGUGUGUGUGUGUGUGCGUGAUACAUAUCUUCAUAACUUUUCAUAUGUCUGAAGUAUUUUGCAAUUAGAAAACUGCUGAACACAGAUAGCCACAGAAGCAGGAAGAAAAUAAGGAGAAUGGAGAAUUAGGAAGGCAUCAUAGAAGGCAGUGGGGGUGGGUGAGAAUGUGACCAGAAGGUAUUAGGUUGCUCUCCCAUCCCUCUAGUUCUCUUGAGAAGUGAAUUCUAGGGUUAGUGAGAGAUGCUUCAGCAGAGGAAGAUGCUUCCUGUUAGGCUUAACAACUUGAGUUCGAUCCCCAGGACCCACAGUCUAGGAGGAGAAAACAGUCUCCUGAAAGUUGUCCUCUGACCUCCACACACAGACCAUGGCAUUCCUGUGUGUGCUCACAAUAAAUAAAUUCAUUUUCAAAAUCAA
Molecule: messenger RNA, 4711 nt
Organism: Rattus norvegicus (Norway rat)
Lineage: Eukaryota; Metazoa; Chordata; Mammalia; Rodentia; Muridae
Source: RefSeq, a predicted model, not a curated record